Molecule: messenger RNA, 1582 nt
Organism: Boleophthalmus pectinirostris (great blue-spotted mudskipper)
Lineage: Eukaryota; Metazoa; Chordata; Actinopteri; Gobiiformes; Gobiidae
Gene: fgf1a
Product: fibroblast growth factor 1a
Exons: 3
Coding region: 605-1081 (158 amino acids)
Biological process (GO): cell differentiation; positive regulation of protein phosphorylation; animal organ morphogenesis
Cellular component (GO): cytoplasm
Molecular function (GO): fibroblast growth factor receptor binding; growth factor activity
Source: RefSeq, a predicted model, not a curated record
AUUUUAGUGUAUUUAAAUUAAUACGUAAACCCAUCUUUGCUGAGUGGUAAACAGAUAUUUUUGGGAAAAGAUUCUUGCACAUUAAGAACAUAAUCAAGGAGCCAUAAGCUAUCAAGCGCACUAGCACAUUAAUGACCUUUUAAAUGUAAAACCCUUUGUGGCCUUGUAGGUUUCAGAGCUGGUCCUGCGAUUUAUGCCGCUGUCCCUGGUCCCACUUUAGAUUAUGCCCCCCAUUGUGCCACAUGAAUGGUAUAACCUUUGAGCUAUUUACCUAGAAAACAGGAUAACAUUGACAUUUCUUUUUGGGGGUACUGUCUUUCAGCAUUCAUACAAGUAGCCGUCUUUAUCAUGUUCCACCACAGUGCCGAAAUUGGCCAACGUUUACAACUAUCCUGUUCUCAUCCUACUUGAGAAUGGAGAGCGUGAUGGAGAGGCGUAUCGACAGUCGAGAGCGCGCAGCCUCUGCCCAUGUGGUCUUAAUGCGCGCCCCCGAGAUUGUACCUGAUCACCGCAUAGGAUUGAGCCGCCGAUAUCACUACUUUCCCCUGUAAAUCUGACCUCUGAUCGGGCAGAACCCCAGCUCUAUCUGUGUUCCCCGGUGAGGAUGAUGGACGGAGACGCAGCGGAGCACAAGACUGAGCAGAGGGCGGACUUAAGUGCCUUUUUGCCAGACUACAGGAGUCUCACCCGGCUGUACUGCAUGAAUGGCGGACAUCACCUCCAGCUCCUCCCCGAUGGGACAGUGCAGGGCCAGAGGGACGAUGGGGACGUACACACCUUUUUGAAGCUUAAAGCUGUGGACAUUGGUGUUGUGGUCAUAUUUGGGAAGGAAGCUGGAAUGUACCUUGCCAUGAACAGCGAGGGUCGUUUGUACAGCUGUCCAACAGUAAGUGAGGAAUGUCAUUUCCUGGAGAAGCUAGAAGAAAACCAUUACAACACAUAUCAGUCCAAAAAAUUUAAAGAGAUGAAUUGGUAUGUGGGUUUGAAAAAGAACGGAAAACCUAAAUUGGGCCCAAGAACCCACAUAGGACAGAAAGCCAUCUUCUUUCUCCCCAGACAAGUGCACGAUUCAGAGACCUGAUCUGACCUGAUCUAACCCUCAACAAUCAAAAAUGAAUGUAAAGUAUAACACAUUACCACCAAAGCAAUGUGAAGAUCUAUAACUGAAGAUUGUGUCUGUACUACUAACCCACUAACAAAAAGUAGAACUCUUGUUAAUACCACUUGUUAUGAACUUACCUCACUAUAGAAGUAGGGCCAUAUGCCAUUUCUCUUGGGACAUGUCCAAAGCAUUUGGCUCAAGGUUCAUAUUCAGGUCUCUAUGGCAGAGCCCUGACAGAGACCAGAUAUCCAAAUUUGAGCUUAGUUAUUAAAAACAAAUAGCUAUUGACAGUAGAACUCAGAGGUAUCUUUGAGAUUUGUGGCAAAGGGUUAUUAGGGUAAAGGGCUUCCUGACUGGACAUGUCCCCUCAGAUUUUGAGGUACAAGAGAACCAACCCAAGAUAUUCCUAGAUAAGAUUAUAAGAUUGGUCAGAUGCAUAGAUGUGGAAACACAAUUCCUUCAAAUUGGUACAAAGGUUAU